CUUGCUUAAUUCUCUAAUUAUUCUUCCCAUUAUGACUUCGCACUUUGCUACUGUCCCCGCACUAAACGAGGAUGCUGCAUUUGGCAUCAUGAGGCUCGCAAGAGUCGAUCUACAUCCAAAGGCGACGAGUUUGAAUGCUGGUCUUCAUCGAGAUGAGAAGGAAAAUCCGUGGAUCUUGCCCCCCUCCGGUGGGUCAAGAGGUGCGCGGAUAGCAUCCUUUAAGUGGCCAAACUAUGCAGAGACUAAUCGACCAAUCAGGCCAAAAAUCGACUACAUGAAGAUUCAACUACCAAUCAUGAGUACUUGCCAAUUCGUGGAAACUCCAAGCUAUUAGAAAGGGCGAGAAAAUUGGUGUUUGGCGCCCCGGGAGCUCUGAACCCGACAAUCGCAUCGAUUCAGACUCUUGGAAGUGGAAUGGAACCCUGGAGACGUUCUCAUCUUGCA
Molecule: messenger RNA, 444 nt
Organism: Pseudogymnoascus verrucosus
Lineage: Eukaryota; Fungi; Ascomycota; Leotiomycetes; Thelebolales; Thelebolaceae
Exons: 1
Coding region: 32-334 (100 amino acids)
Source: RefSeq, a predicted model, not a curated record